GAAUCGGAAUAUUUUUGGUUCAGCACCUGCUGUCAGAUCAAAACAGUCUAGGAAAAUUUAAAAUAAAUUUAAAAUUGCCAGUGUGGGGCUUAGGAAAAAGUAAAAAUUUAAAAUGCUGCAACUUUCGCGUUCUACAAAAUUCACCGGCGUUUGCGUGGCCGUCUAUGCGACCUAUGUCCUCUUCAUAUUCUUCCUGCUGCCCAUUCUGAUGCCGGAUCCGGUGACCCUGCAGCGGACAGUUUUGGCCCACAAGGCGCGUCAUUUGGGGGAUCUGAGCAACUUCACCCUAGAAGCGGGUGGCCAGCCCAUCCGUUCGAUGCUCGUUACCUUCCGGGGAUCGGGUGCCCUGACCCUGCUGGACAAUUUGGCCCACCAGCCCGGCUGCUACCAGCACUAUGCUCCGCUCAUGGCCCACGAGAGCCGCUUGAAUGCGGAGCAGGAGCACGAACGCGCUUUGGAGGAGCUGGAGGCGUUGUACAACUGCAACUACAACAAGUCUGAGCAAAUGAUUCUCUGGGGAAAGCGAUCCACUGUCUUUCGACGCUUCUACGGAGCCCAGGCAAAAAUGUGUCAGACGUACAGCGAGGAGAUCUGCUGGAAUCCGGAGACGAUGGCCGCCGUUUGCAAGCUCUAUCCGUUCAUCAACAUGGCGGUCUACAACUUGCGCCUGAAGUUCUUGGCCCCGCUCUUGGAACGCGAAGGACUAAAUUUGCGAAUGCUGCUUAUCGUCCGAGAUCCCCGGGGCACUAUGUAUUCCCGUACAAAUAACAAAUGGUGCACGAUUGAAAAGGAUUGCGAGGUGAGGACCCUCUGCAACGAUAUGGUCAGCGAUCACCAGAUGAUUGAGACGCUACAGCGAUCUUAUGCACAGCGAUUCAGCGUUAUGCGUUAUGAGGACUUGCUUUUGCAGCCCGAGGAGAGUAUCAAGCUGGCAUUCGACUUCUUCGGCGUGCCAUUGAGGCGCCCCAGGACCAGUUCCCGAGGGGUCCAUCCGCGCAGUGGUCUUGAGGCCGAGUCCUUCGGUUGGGACAUUCGUUGGAGGUACUCCAACCCGCCCGCCCACGAGUGGAUGAGCAAAAUGAAGGUGGCCGAUAUAAAGGCCGUGCAGGAUGUAUGUGUUGAGGCCAUGGACUUGUGGGGCUAUCGCUUAAUCCAGGACUUUGAUCACUUUUCUCCGGAAUCUUUCGAGCCCAUCAUGGGAAAGGCUUAGACAUUUGUGACGGGGUGUAAGAUUGGCAGUAUAAGACUGAGCCAUCAGUAAAUAAAAAUGUGCAUAAAUCAAAA
This is a messenger RNA of Drosophila biarmipes, 1284 nucleotides long. Its product is annotated as carbohydrate sulfotransferase 2. Bases 113 to 1210 code for a protein of 365 amino acids. Gene Ontology annotation, biological process: sulfur compound metabolic process; N-acetylglucosamine metabolic process. The record is from RefSeq and is a predicted model, not a curated record. Lineage: Eukaryota; Metazoa; Arthropoda; Insecta; Diptera; Drosophilidae. The transcript has 3 exons. Gene Ontology annotation, molecular function: N-acetylglucosamine 6-O-sulfotransferase activity.